GGUUGUCGAGCUCGAAGCUCCCGGGGCAGCCGACACCUCCGCACGCCUCCCGCGCAGCAGUGCUCACCCCGCUCAGGCAGAGCGAUGCUGAAGCCCGGAGACCCCGGCGGAUCCGCGUUCCUGAAGGUGGAUCCCGCCUAUCUGCAGCACUGGCAGCAGCUUUUCCCGCAGAGCAGCCAGCUCAAAAGCAGCGGGCCCCUCUCGCAGCUCCAGCCGCCCGAGAGAGCCGAGCCCCCGGCUGAUAGCCUCCGCCAGCGUCCGACCUCUCUCUCCUCCGCCUCCUCCUGCUCUUCCUCGUCCACUCCGUCUUCCUCCUCCACCUCGUCGUGCGUCGCUGCGUCGGCGGCUUCUCUGGCUGGUCUGACCUCCCUGCCUGUGACCCAGCUCCCGGUCUUCGGCCCGCUGCAGAGCUCGGAGCUCCCGGCCGGGGGAGCGCCCGCUCCCCUGCAGGGCAAGGAUUUGUGCGGGGCCGGCAGCGGCGGCGGCAAAUGUGGCGACCGUGGUGCCACCCGGUUCCGCUGCACAGCCGAGGAGCUGGACUACUACCUGUACGGGCAGCAGCGCAUGGAGAUCAUCCCGCUGAACCAGCACACCAGCGACCCCAACAACCGAUGUGACAUGUGUGCUGAUAACCGCAAUGGUGAGUGCCCCAUGCACGGGCCCUUGCACUCUCUACGCCGGCUGGUGGGCACUAGCAGCGCGGCCGCGGCAGCUCCUCCACCCGAGAUCCCGGAGUGGCUCCGGGACCUGCCCCGGGAAGUGUGUCUGUGCACCAGUACAGUGCCUGGCCUAGCCUACGGCAUUUGUGCAGCACAACGGAUCCAACAGGGCACCUGGAUUGGGCCCUUCCAGGGAAUCUUGCUCUUGCCAGAGAAGGUUCAAGCAGGUGCCAUCAGGAACACUCAGCAUCUCUGGGAAAUAUAUGACCAAGAUGGGACACUGCAGCACUUUAUCGAUGGCGGAGAACCCAGUAAGUCAAGCUGGAUGAGGUACAUCCGAUGUGCGAGACACUGUGGGGAACAGAACUUAACGGUGGUUCAGUACAGGUCAAAUAUAUUCUACCGGGCUUGUAUAGAUAUCCCCAGGGGCACUGAGCUGUUAGUGUGGUACAAUGACAGCUACACAUCUUUCUUUGGAAUCCCUCUCCAGUGCAUUGCACAAGAUGAAAAUUUGAAUGUCCCUUCAACUGUAAUGGAGGCCAUGUCCAGACAAGACACCCUGCAGCCAUUUAAUAAGAGUAACAAACUAUCCCCUGCCACUCCACAGCGAUCCGUAGUAUUUCCACAGACUCCGUGUAGCAGAAAUUUUUCUCUCCUGGAUAAGUCUGGGUCCAUCGAGUCAGGAUUUAACCAGAUCAGUGUCAAAAACCAACGAGUUCUUGCAAGUCCAACUUCAACAAGCCAACUAAAUUCUGAGUUCAGUGACUGGCAUCUUUGGAAAUGUGGGCAAUGCUUUAAGACUUUCACCCAGCGGAUCCUCUUACAGAUGCAUGUGUGUACGCAGAACCCCGACAGGCCCUACCAGUGUGGUCACUGCUCCCAGUCUUUCUCCCAGCCUUCAGAGCUGAGGAACCAUGUUGUCACGCACUCCAGCGACAGGCCUUUCAAGUGUGGCUACUGCGGGCGUGCCUUUGCUGGUGCCACAACACUCAACAAUCACAUCCGGACACACACUGGGGAAAAGCCCUUCAAGUGCGAGAGGUGUGAGAGGAGCUUCACACAAGCCACCCAGCUGAGUCGACACCAGAGGAUGCCCAAUGAGUGCAAGCCAAUAACAGAGAGCACAGAAUCAAUUGAAGUGGAUUAACUGAUUGACUGGUUGGAAUUAAACUGCAAGGAAAGUCAUGAUUAAAUGUCACGGACACUUAAGCAAAACCAAAGAUUUCCUCUGAGCAACUUUCAAUCAGUCCCAGAAAACCAAAAGCAGUAAUAAAAUAAGUAAGAUGUUAAGAGAUAUUGAUCCUGGCAUGGAAGUGAGACCAGGAAAGAGAUUAUUUAUUUAUGACUAAGGAUGAGUCUUAUUUCAAUUGACAAGUUACUUGGGACUGUUAACAUUUCAAGUCCCUUCAUGUAUUGCUUUAAUUCUAAAAGCCUUUAUAAUUGUUAUUUAAUGCCAAAGUGAAGGAUCUCAAGGGUUCUUCUGCUCAUAGUUAUGACUGAGAAUGCACAUGGACUUGUUUAUUGUUGCACCUUUUUUUUGUAGCAUCAUUCAAAGGACCCAGAUGUAAUCUGUACUUUUGGCUGGGCUAAGCUGAUCUCAACAUGGCUGUAAUAGAAAUUGCUGUGUGGGAUGGAAAGUGAUCAUGAGCUAUACCUGGGUCAGUGUCAGCCACCUCAGACCAAAGGGCAUUCCAUUUCCAUAGUCUCAUGCCUCAC
This is a messenger RNA of Hirundo rustica (Barn swallow), 2375 nucleotides long. RefSeq names its product PR/SET domain 6 (gene PRDM6). Gene Ontology annotation, cellular component: nucleus. Gene Ontology annotation, molecular function: protein binding; histone methyltransferase activity. The record is from RefSeq and is a predicted model, not a curated record. The transcript is spliced from 8 exons. NCBI's taxonomy places the organism in Eukaryota, Metazoa, Chordata, Aves, Passeriformes, Hirundinidae. Bases 85 to 1806 code for a protein of 573 amino acids.